CGGCUGGGGAUGGAGCGGGGCGGCGUGCGCCCCCGGCCCUCCCUGGCUGCACGAAGCAGGCGCGGGUGCUCGGGGCGGGCGCCGCCCGGGAGGCGGGAGCGGGAGUCGGGCGGUUCGUUUGCGGGGUGGGGAAGGAUCUGGAGCCCCGCGUCGGGCAGAGCGACCUCGGGCCCCGGGGGGCGACGCACCGGCUUCAAGGGGCAUAUCCCGUCCGGGAGGCGGAGGGCGUCGCACUGAUGGUGUCCCUCGUCUCGAACCCGGGAGGAGCCGGGCGGGGGGCGUCUUGGGGCAAACGCCGGGAGCCGCGGGCCGGCGGGAGGGGGCGGCGGCCACCACACAAGAGGCUCCUCCCAUGGUGACCACACUGGCUGCUUUCGUUUCCUCUCGUGACAGGUGCUCGGUUGGUCUGUCCUGUCACAGCGAGGUAUGAGUCGUCCUCGCGAGAAUUGUCUACAGGCAGAGCAAGGCCGAGGGUUGACGUUCGGGGCUUCUCAAGAACCAGUGCCCUAAGGACUUUCGUUGUGUAUGAGGUCCGGAAGAACAGGGACUCUGGGGCCCGACUGCUCCCUCUUCCCUGAGCUCAUCGCCCAGGCUGUGACCUUGGCCGGGCAAGAUUUAGGGCUUAGUUUUCUAAUCUGUUUCUGGGGGGAUGACUGGGAAGCAGUUUUGAGGAUGAGAUGUUUGGCCCGCUGAGAGUCCACUGGCUGUUACUGCUGCUGAAGUCAGUAACAGAGCUGAUAUCCAGGUGGCUUCCUGCCUGGCCCGGCGCCAUGCACACGCUUGUGUUCCUGAGCACGCGGCAGGUGCUCCAGUGUCAGCCAGCUGCCUGCCAGGCCCUACCCCUGCUGCCUCGAGAGCUCUUCCCCCUGCUGUUCAAGGUGGCCUUCAUGGACAAGAAGACUGUUGUGCUUCGCGAGCUGGUGCACACAUGGCCCUUCCCGCUGCUCAGCUUCCAGCAGCUGCUGCAGGAAUGUGCUCACUGCAGCCGGGCCUUGCUGCAAGAGCGCCCCAGCACAGAGAGCAUGCAGGCUGUGAUCCUGGGGCUGACAGCCCGGCUCCACACCCCAGAGACCGAGGCUGGCACACAGCCUCUCUGCAGGAAGCAUGCCCUGCGGGUGCUGGACAUGACGGGCCUACUGGAUGACGGCGUGGAGCAGGACCCUGGCACCAUGAGCAUGUGGGACUGCACAGCAGCUGUGGCCCGCACCUGCAUAGCACAGCAGCAGGGCGGGACUGCGGAUCCUGGGCCAGCCCCCAUUCCUGUGGAGGUUCGUGUGGACCUGCGGGUGAACCGGGCCUCUUACUCGUUCCUGCGGGAGGCACUCCGGAGCAGUGUGGGCAGUCCCCUGCGGCUCUGCUGCCGGGACCUGCGGGCUGAGGACCUGCCCAUGCGCAACACUGUGGCUUUGCUGCAGCUGCUGGACGCGGGCUGCCUGCGCCGUGUGGACCUGCGCUUUAACAACUUGGGCCUGCGUGGCCUGUCUGUUAUCAUCCCACAUGUGGCCCGAUUCCAGCACCUGGCCAGCCUGCGGCUGCACUAUGUGCAUGGGGACUCGAGGCAGCCCUCUGUGGAUGGCGAGGACAACUUUCGCUACUUCCUGGCCCAGAUGGGCCGCUUCACUUGUCUGCGGGAGCUCAGCAUGGGCUCCUCUCUUCUCUCGGGGCGGCUGGACCAGCUGCUCAGCACCCUGCAGAGUCCCUUGGAGAGCCUGGAGCUGGCCUUCUGUGCCCUGCUGCCCGAGGAUCUGCGCUUCCUGGCACGGAGCCCCCAUGCUGUCCACCUCAAGAAGUUGGACCUUAGUGGCAACGACCUGUCCGGCAGCCAGCUGGAGCCUUUCCAGGGUCUGCUGCAGGCAGCAGCAGCCACACUGCUACACCUCGAGCUGACUGAGUGCCAGCUUGCUGAUACCCAGCUGCUGGCCACGCUCCCUGUGUUGACGCGCUGUACCAGCCUCCGCUACCUCGGUCUCUAUGGCAACCCACUGUCCAUGGCGGGCCUCAAGGAGCUCCUACGGGAUUCGGUAGUGCAGGCUGAGCUACGCACGGUGGUGCACCCCUUCCCUGUGGACUGCUAUGAGGGUUUGCCCUGGCCACCGCCUGCCUCUGUCCUGCUGGAAGCUUCCAUCAAUGAGGAGAAGUUUGCUCGUGUGGAGGCGGAGUUGCAUCAGCUGCUACUGGCCUCAGGUCGUGCUCAUGUGCUCUGGACCACUGACAUUUAUGGGCGCCUGGCCGCAGACUACUUCAGCCUAUGACCUCUAGGCUGUCCUGGUGUUCAGGGCUGCUGGAGACCCCUCCCUGCCUUAGGUAGACAGAGCCUUUGCUGAGACCCUGUUGGAGGCCUGACACGGAGUCACUGGUCUCUGGUUUCCUUGCUCUUGGGCUCUCGCAGCCUUCCGAUGCUUGGUGGAGCACCUUGCGAGGUUUUGCCCUGUACCUGUUCCCCUGACUGGCUGACUGUGGGCCUAAGGGCUGGAUUCCAGGCCUGUUAAGGCCAGGCUUGGUUUGGGUGCACUUGGCUGCCCUCUGGUGUCCUGGUCCUCUCUUUGGAAUGUUUCUGGGGUCCCAGCUGUGAGCUGAGAGAGGGUGUUCUGUCUGGGCCCUUCCCAAGAACAGACUGCUCUGGGGUUGAAGCUGGAACAGGGACCUGCUUCAAGGUGGGUUGGGUCCCCACGCACUGGAGCCUUUCAUGGUUCUCUCUGCCCUGGCACCCGGGAGACAACCUGGCUGGGCUUUGGAGCCAGCGGGUGUCAUUAAGGUACAAAUGUGCAGUGUGUUUGGAACUUAAA
Molecule: messenger RNA, 2786 nt
Organism: Felis catus (domestic cat)
Lineage: Eukaryota; Metazoa; Chordata; Mammalia; Carnivora; Felidae
Gene: LRRC14
Product: leucine rich repeat containing 14
Exons: 4
Coding region: 678-2252 (524 amino acids)
Cellular component (GO): cytoplasm
Molecular function (GO): kinase binding
Source: RefSeq, a predicted model, not a curated record